AUGGAUGUCGAUGAGUGUGCAACGCCUGGGCAAGUGGAUUGUGGAAACCAUGCAGACUGCCACAAUGAGGUUGGACGUUAUUACUGCAGCUGUUCACCAGGGUAUGAGGCUUUUCCUGGGCUAGAGGAUUUCAAGGACUUCUAUGAAAACACCUGCGAAGAGGUUGAUGAAUGUAAGAGAUUUCCCAACAUCUGUGGGCAGUCAGCUCAGUGCACCAACACCAAUGGCAGUUACCACUGUGAGUGCAAGACUGGCUAUAUCCCUUCAACUGGCAUUGGGAACUGGAUACAGAACAAGACCAUGUGUCAAGAACCCCCCACCUUUAACUGCAGCACUGAAUUUGAGGGAGCCGUAGAGUCGUGCAGGAAUCGCUCUCUGCAGGAAGCAAAUCGCAGUUUCAGUUCCCUCCUGAACUGUACCGCUCUCGGGACCAGCAAGGAUGAGGGAGAGGUGGCAUUAGCUGUGAUGCUCCUGCUGCAGAGUGCAGAACUGAUGGUGCUGGCCACAGCGCUGAGCUCUCCAGAGGCAAAGAUGCAGAGCAUAGCAACAGAGUCUAUGGCUUUUGAGACCCGGCUCAUCACAGAGAACUGCAGCCACGAGAGUGAGAUCUUUCAUCUGAGAGCUCAGGGGCAGAUGAUGGAGAUUCACUGCAGUACAGUCAGCAAGGCCACUACACAAGGUGUGGGAGCAGCUGUUUUUAUUUCUUACUCCACCCUCGACUCCAUCAUGAAUGUGGGGAACCAAAGCCCUAGUGAGAACCUGGAGAAGCUUCACCUGAACUCCAGGGUGGUGAGCAGCGUUGUUGGAGAUGGGACACACACUGGUAACCUUUCCAGACCUGUGAACUUCACCCUGUUGCAUAAACGGGCAACGGCCGAGGAUGAAAAUGCUUUCUGUGCACGCUGGAAAUUCAUUGCUGGAAAAGGCGUCUGGUCUCUGGGAGGCUGCUCUGUUCUGCACACCAACAGCACUCACACAGCCUGCAGCUGCAGCCACCUCUCUACCUUUGCCCUGCUCAUGGCUACUGCCCCUGUGGAGGAGAGUUAUGGCCUGAUUGUGCUCACCUACGUGGGGCUGAGCAUCUCCGUGCUGUGCCUCUUCUUGGCCAUCCAAACCUUCCUCCUGUGCCGCUCGCUGUGGAACGUCAGCACCGCCAUCCACCUUCAGCUCUGCCUCUGCCUCUUCCUCGCUGAUCUGCUCUUCCUCACUGCCAUCACCCACACUGGAAAUCGGACGGCAUGUGCUGUCAUCGCUGGCUUCCUCCACUACCUCUUCCUGGCUGCCUUCACCUGGAUGUUCCUGGAGGGGCUGCACCUCAUCCUCACCGUCAGGAACCUUAAGGUUGUUAACUACACCAGUGCCAGCAGGUUCAAGAAGCGAUACAUGUACCCCUUCGGCUAUGGACUCCCAGCCCUUGUGGUGGCUGUUUCUGCAGCAGCCAACCCAGGUGGCUACGGAACAGGCCGCAACUGCUGGAUCAGCCUGGAUGGAGGCUUUCAAUGGAUCUUCAUGGGACCUGUCUGUGCCAUAAUCCUGCUGAAUCUAACCUUCUUCAUCCUGACACUGUGGGUCCUGAGAAGCCACCUCUGUUCCCUCAAUGCAGAUGUGUCCACUCUGAAAAACCACAGGCUGCUGACCUUCAAGGCCAUAGCUCAGCUCUUCAUCCUGGGCUGCACGUGGAGCCUGGGUCUCUUCCAGGUGGGCCCAGUAGCCAAGGUCAUGGCCUAUGUCUUCACCAUCAUCAACAGCCUGCAGGGAGUCUUCAUUUUCCUGGUGCAUUGCAUCCUCAAUCACCAGGUAAGAAAGGAGUACAGGCAAUGGAUUAAGGAACUCCGAACAACCGCCCCAGAAUCUCAGGCAUCUGGUUUCUCCAUGUCUACUGCCUCCCCCAGCACCAAGAUGGAGUGAAGAACAUGGCAGAGAAGUGGUGACUCCUGUGUUGGAAACACUAUUUGACCCCCUUCAGGCCCUCACUAUUGUCCCUUCAGCUCUGACCCAGUUCCCAAAGCCUUUGUGUUCAGGUUCUUUUGGACUUGCUUUGUGAGAUUCUAAUGCACCUACAGGAAUUUUGCUGAUCUGUGAAUGUCUCCUACGUUGUUGUCUGCUUAAGGUGUUGUCACCCACCAGUGAGCAGAAAAAAACUGUCAAAACAUGACACCCUCUUACAGUAACAAAUACCAUUUUGUGGAUUCUUUUGAUGCAUGUUCUGAUUAGGGGGUCAACAUGUUGAGGUCUUUCUCUGCAAGCACAAGGGCAAGAAAUGUAUUUGGUUCAAACCAAAUCCUAAACUGCUUAUCCCAUCAUAGAAGACCAAGAGCGGAGGGUUGAAUACCCCACUGAAUAUCACAAGAUGUGCAGUACACCUCUCAAAGGUGUCAGUCCUGCGUCUGAUCCUUCCUGAACAACUGGUGACGGGAGAGGCCACUGCUAAGGUCCUGGAAGUCUUCGCCUGCAUUCAGUUAUGCUGGCAUCAAUCUGGAAUGAUGGACAGCUCCGAAGGUCCUUUCCUGGGUCACACCAUAGGUCCAUCUUGCCCAGUUUCCUGUGUCUCGCACUGGCAAAGAACGGAUGCUAAAAGGAAAGUGAACUGGCUCUGACCAGGGUUUUUCCCACUGUUCCUCUCUUGCUUGCAGUCUCCAGCAUUUAAGGCCUAGAAAGUUCUGAUUCAGAGGCUGUGCCCCUCACCCCCAUGCUCUGUAGCUACCGAUACCCCUUUCCACCAAGA
This is a messenger RNA of Alligator sinensis (Chinese alligator), 2725 nucleotides long. Its product is annotated as adhesion G protein-coupled receptor E3-like. Lineage: Eukaryota; Metazoa; Chordata; Crocodylia; Alligatoridae. Gene Ontology annotation, biological process: cell surface receptor signaling pathway; adenylate cyclase-activating G protein-coupled receptor signaling pathway. The record is from RefSeq and is a predicted model, not a curated record. Gene Ontology annotation, cellular component: membrane. Gene Ontology annotation, molecular function: calcium ion binding; G protein-coupled receptor activity. Bases 1 to 1908 code for a protein of 635 amino acids. The transcript is spliced from 15 exons.